GGAGGACGGCGGCCGGCGCGGGCGGGCGCGGCGGAGGACACGGCUGCGGCGUGUCUGAUACGAAUCGCAUUGUAUCCGACGCGAAUCGACACGCCGAUACGCGUCGACGCGGCAAAAAAAAUUUCGGACACGCGUGUCCUGGUAACACAGAAUGUAGCAGGUGUCUAUCAAUAUGUUUGUAUGAACUCCUAAUUUACCAGUGUAAAUGGCAUACACAUCCGAAAAGCAAGGUCAAGAUUUGCACCUUCGUGUAAGCAUAUUAACUUUCAGGCGCUUAGCUCAACUGCAUAACAUAAGAUAGAAAUCCAAGUUAUCUUUUUCAGACAGAAGUCACAAAUAGAAAUCCCUUGCAGCAUGGAGCCCUUCAGCUGCAGCAGCCGCUCCUCCAGCAGAGUUUUCUUGAUGCUUUCAGAAACUAAUGAAUGAAACCCAAUGAACACUCAGCAACCUGCAAAAUUUACUCCCAUUUUCAGCUUCUGCCUUUCUCCCUCCACUUCGGCAAACUGCAUGCUCCUCCUACCUGCAUUUCCUUUAGCUCAUUUUCUACUGCUACUUGCCUUCUCUUCAACUUAAUCAUGCCGCUUCAUCAUUGUGCUGCUUCAACAGUGACCUAACAAGAAAAAUGAAGAAAUUUAAUUGACUUGAUUUGCUAAAACCUACAAUUGUUGUAUUUGCUGAAAACUGCAGUUUGAAUCUGCUAGAUGUGGUAGUUUCACUGUUUUAGCAGGUGAAAUUGGUACCUGCUGGCCUGCCCAGCUUCCAUUCUAUUAAUUUAGUGGAACUAACUUAUUUUAAUCUUCCCAUAAAGCACAGCUGAAACCUGUACUCCAAAAAAUGCUAAAACCUGAGGGCAUCACAUUUCAAUAGUUUAGCAAAGGUUCAGAAAGAUAUAUAUCAGCAAGCUUUCAAAUUUUUAGGGAAAAAUAAUAUUUCUCAGUAUCAUAGUUAAAUAUUUAGGAUGGCCAUACUGAUAUGCUUUGAAAGAAAGAUCUCUGGGUCAAAAUAAGCACGUAUCAAAGCUAUGUAAUUAUUCAACAUGAAGGCAUUUAGCUUUUGUUUAGUUCUGUAGCUUCCAUGGCAUCAACAUAAUUUCAGCAAAGCACUUUUCUUUACUUAAUCUGCACACAUGUAGAUAUGUAGUUUCUUUUUCUUGAUAAUGCUUCAUGUUUCUUGACUAUCUAUUUUGGUUUGUGUGUGCCUUAAUUGGUUUAUUUUAAAAGCUAACUUUGACUAUCUACUUUCAUUCUUAUUUUGUACAUUCCUGCACUAGGUGGACAAUACAACACAUAUCAAACACUGUUUUGCUAACUCGUGGAACAUCUGGGUGUCAUUACUCACUAAUUGAUUUUUUUUUCCAGAGGAUGCAUCCUUUUACUGAGCAGAGACAAAAACUGAAGCAUGUUCCGAGAACCUUGAAUGUGCUGCUUUAUUUAAUUUUCUGAAUUGAGCACUUCAAGUACAGGCAUACUGCACUUGUGGGUAGCGGUUGAACUAAUUAAUUGGUAGCCUAUGACUUCUAAAUAUAUUUAAUUUUGGCAACUAGCACUAUUUCUUCUAUUGGAAUUGUUCAACUAACCUUCUUGAAUAAGUUACCUACCGUGUGAUGUUUGAUCAUAGUAUCAUUCAUAUUAAUUUAUAAUCUAGAUACGCUACCAUCACCAGAAAAUUAGGCGAGAAUUUCUUUAACAUUCGGAGGGGACGUCCAUUGUUUCCGAGCAAUGACGAUGAUAAACCUGGAAGUCCAAAUGAUGUUGUGGAAAUAGAGAAUCAUGAAAAGCAGAGCACAACUUCAAUCAGGAGAAAGCGUGAUAGAGAUGGUGAUAUCAUAUCAACUCAACAAACCUCUACACAGAAUCAUUGUGAUGGAGAUAACUUUUUAGGCUAUAUUUCAGAGCUGUAUGGGAACCUGCCCAAAAAAGAGUUGACAGGAAUAUUGUGUGAUUACAUCAGGUCGAUUGAUGAUGCUGUUGCCUUGGAACGAUGUGUGAUUUGACGCGAGAUCCAAAAUUUCGCAAGACCCAUAAAGGUGAAGAGCUCAGUGUAGCAAUAGGAGCAUGGGAUAUCAUGAAAUAUGAUCACUUGCGUUGCAAAUACUUCCUUCUGCCAUGGUUCACCGGGAAAAACUUCAUGUUAUAUAUGUUGGAUCAUAUGGAUAAGAAACUAUAUGUGAUUGAUCCAUCACCCAUUCCGAGUUGGUGUGAAGGAAAUGCGUUCAGAAAGUACGGAAAGAAUCUUACACAUUUCAGUAAAAGUUACAUGUCCGCAGUGAACGUUCAAAGCUCCGGGUGGUACGAGGAUAUAUACAAGUGGUCUUUCAGACAUGAAAAAGAAAUUGUUCAAGACAGUGAAGAAGGGUAUUCUACGGGCUACCUGGUUUUGCAGUACAUGUCUACAUGGAAAAAUACGCAAAACACAAAGAUUUGUAAGUCGAUUCUACGCUGACCCGCUCGUUUCUCUUUUCCGCCGUCCCCGAGAUCUCGAGGCAGGAUGGUGGAGGCGAAGGACAACGAGGUGUACGAGGAGGAUCUCGUCGACUACGAGGAGGAGGUGGAGAAUGUCGCCGACGGCGCCCCAACCAACGGCUCCGCCGAUGUCGUCAAGAAGGGGUACGUGGGGAUCCACAGCUCGGGGUUCAGAGACUUCCUGCUCAAACCGGAGCUUCUCCGUGCCAUCCAGGACUGCGGAUUUGAGCAUCCUUCCGAAGUGCAACAUGAAUGCAUCCCUCAAGCCAUUCUUGGAAUGGAUGUUAUCUGUCAAGCAAAAUCUGGGAUGGGUAAGACUGCGGUUUUCGUCCUCUCAACUCUUCAGCAGAUUGAUCCUGUUGCUGGCCAAGUAGCUGCGCUUGUGUUGUGCCACACAAGAGAGUUAGCUUACCAGAUUUGCCAUGAAUUUGAGAGAUUUAGCAAAUACCUGCCUGAAUUAAGAGUCGCUGUCUUCUAUGGUGGUGUUCACAUAAAAAAUCAUAAGGAUCUGUUGAAGAAUGAAUGCCCCCAUAUUGUGGUUGGCACGCCUGGAAGGAUACUUGCUCUAGCUAGAGAUAAGGACCUUCCCUUGAAGAACGUGCGGCAUUUCAUUCUCGACGAAUGUGAUAAGAUGCUUGAAUCACUUGACAUGCGUAGAGAUGUCCAGGAGAUCUUCAAAAUGACUCCCCAUGAUAAGCAAGUGAUGAUGUUUUCAGCAACCCUCAGCAAGGAAAUUCGCCCAGUUUGCAAGAAAUUCAUGCAAGAUCCUAUGGAAAUUUAUGUUGAUGAUGAGGCUAAACUGACCCUUCAUGGUCUAGUUCAGCACUACAUCAAAUUGAGUGAGGCAGAGAAGAAUCGGAAGUUGAAUGAUCUCUUAGAUGCGCUCGACUUCAACCAAGUCGUGAUAUUUGUCAAAAGUGUUAGUAGAGCUGCAGAGCUGAACAAGUUGCUCGGUGAAUGCAAUUUCCCCUCAAUCUGCAUACAUUCUGGAAUGACGCAGGAAGAGAGGUUGACCCGAUACAAGAACUUCAAGGAAGGACACAAGAGGAUUCUUGUGGCUACUGAUUUGGUCGGUAGGGGAAUUGAUAUUGAGCGUGUCAACAUUGUUGUGAACUAUGAUAUGCCAGAAUCUGCUGAUACCUACUUGCAUAGGGUUGGUCGGGCUGGACGUUUUGGCACCAAGGGACUUGCAAUAACAUUUGUUUCUUCUGCAUCCGAUUCUGAUGUUCUCAAUCAGGUGCAAGAAAGGUUUGAGGUUGACAUAAAGGCGCUGCCUGAUCAGAUUGACACUUCAAUAUACAUGCCAUCUUGAGGAUUCAAGUGAAGGAUAGUUUGCUUCAACGCAUCAUCUUGGGAUGACUACUAGAUAACCUUGUAUCUCCUGAAGAUGUUCCAUCUGUACUUAUUUUCAGCAGUAUAGGUCCAAAGACCAUGAAACUAUUGGUGCUCAUGUUUUUAGGAUUUUAUUUGCAUGUCACAUUUUCCAUGUUAUUGGCAAACAUUUUGAUUGUUCGCUGCAUCCUGCCUAUGUGCAUGUUACCUGCCUGA
Messenger RNA from Panicum virgatum (switchgrass), 4010 nucleotides. RefSeq names its product DEAD-box ATP-dependent RNA helicase 15. The coding region runs from base 2488 to 3774 and encodes 428 amino acids. The record is from RefSeq and is a predicted model, not a curated record. Gene Ontology annotation, molecular function: RNA binding; ATP binding; RNA helicase activity. Lineage: Eukaryota; Viridiplantae; Streptophyta; Magnoliopsida; Poales; Poaceae. The transcript has 16 exons.